Molecule: messenger RNA, 2442 nt
Organism: Fragaria vesca subsp. vesca
Lineage: Eukaryota; Viridiplantae; Streptophyta; Magnoliopsida; Rosales; Rosaceae
Exons: 7
Coding region: 43-2154 (703 amino acids)
Biological process (GO): phloem development
Source: RefSeq, a predicted model, not a curated record
ACCAGGUUUCCCACUUUUCUAAGCCAUUUGCAAUUUCCAGAUAUGGCUAGCACGCCACUGAAGCUAGGUCCUAAGAUGAGGAGGGAAAAUAGAGGAUCCUUACAAUCUGAUGAUACUGCAUUGGUGAGGCAAAUUCGGGAGACUCAUGUUCCUGGACGUUCCCACAUUGUCGAUGUGAAGCCAAUUCUACAUGUCACCGAUGAAAUAUUUCAUCGGUCUUCAGUUGUCACUGAUGGCGGCAUUCUACUUGGUGCCCAUGUAGAUUCACUGGAGGACAGGACCAGUUCGCUAGGUUAUGAUGUCUUGCUCCAAGGGUUGUCUUAUCUGAUACAAAAGAUAUAUAUCGAGAUAGGUUGCCAAUCUUGUGCUGAUGUGCAUGCAAGUACAUUGGAGUUACUAAGGUCCCUUUCAAACUACUCUUGGGAAGCAAAAGUGGUGCUAACCCUCGCUGCCUUUUCUAUCUACUAUGGAGAAUUCUGGCUUGUGGCUCAGCUUUGUGCUACAAAUUCACUAGCCAAGCCUGUGGCCAUCCUGAAGCAACUGUCAGAUUUAAUAGAGCAUGCAGCCACGGUAAAACCUCAGCUUGAGGCCAUUGACAACCUCAUCAAGGCAAUCACCAAAGUUACCAAGCGAAUUGUAGAGUGUGCCGAUAUGGUCAAGCUGCAGUCUCAGUACAUUUCUGAAGAUCAACCACCAUUGAUGACUGCUAUGGCACAUAUUCCUGCUGCAGCCUACUGGGCCAUUCGAGGCAUACUGGCUUGUGCCUCACAUAUUUCUGUUCUUACAGGCGGUAGAUAUGAGUACGUCGCAUCAACCACAGAGGUAUGGGAACUAUCAAGUCUGGCUCAUAAGUUGAACAAUAUAGAUGAGCAUCUCAACAGUGAACUUGAGAAUUGCCGUCGACAUAUUGUGGAGAAGAGAUAUGAUGAAGAUUACAAGAAUCUGAUUCACCUUUUCCAAAGCCUCCACCUUGACAACAUGAAGAACUUACGGGCACUGAUUUCCCACAAGGAUGAUGUUCAACCUCUAGUAAUUGGAAGAAGCCAAGUGCGGUGCAGUCUUGAAGUACUAAGGAGAAAGCAUGUGUUACUACUCAUAACUGAUCUUAGUCUGAGUUAUGAAGAGGUCUUGAUUCUUGAACACAUCCACAAAGAUCAACAAAGUAGGGGAGAAAUUGAGUAUGAAUUUGUUUGGCUCCCCAUCGUGGACGCAGCUCUUUGGAAUGAAGCCAAAAAAGAAAGAUUUGAGGACUUGAAGUCAAGGAUGCCAUGGUAUGCUGUGCACGACCCUUUGAUCAUUGAACCUCCAGUGAUCAAGUUCAUCAGAGACUAUUGGCAUUUUGACAAGAAGAUGAUCAUAGUGUCAUUGGAUCCACAAGGAAGGGUGUCCUCCGCAAAUGCCUUCCACAUGCUUUGGAUUUGGGGCAAUCUGGCUUUCCCGUUCAGUGAUGAGAAAGAAAAUGCACUUUGGAAUGCAGAAAGUUGGAGACUCGAGCUCGUUACUGAUGGCAUUGAUCCAGAAAUACUAAAAUGGAUAGACCAAGGGAAGUACAUAUGCUUGUUUGGAAGUGAAGACAUCGAAUGGAUUAGGAGAUUCACAGUGAGAGCCAAAGAUGUGGCAAAACGUGCAGGUAUUCCCUUGGAAUUGGUUUAUGCAGGAAGAAGCACCGCCUCAAAAGAGAAACUCUGGAAACUUAACAAAAUUAUUGAGGCUGAGAAUCUCAGUCGCACCUGGUCUGAUUACACAUCCACCUGGUUCUUUUGGUCUCGACUUGACAGCAUGAGGUGCUCAAAGGCUAAGCACCACAAGACUAUAGACGAUGAUACUAUACUGAGAGAGGUCAUGAGUUUACUUAGCUAUGAUGGAAGUGACCAUGGUUGGGUUAUGCUGUGGUUGGGCUCAGCUGAUACUGUUAGAGCUAAUGGACACCUGACUACUAGCACCCUUGACGACUUUGAGGCCUGGAAACCUGCAGCUGCUGAGUUAGGCUUUUUGCCUGAACUCAAAAACCAGCUCAAACAGCGUCACGAGCCACAUCAUUGUACUCGUUUGAUCAUUCCUGGGUUCGGUCCAGACAUUCCGGACAAAGUGGUGUGUACCGAGUGUGGUCGUGAGAUGGAGAAGUUCUUCAUGUUUCGCUGCUGCACCGAUUGAUAUCUAGUUGUCAUCUGCUGUUUCAUUGUGACAAACCAUCUCAGACCUGUUAUGCUACUACUUAUGAGUUGUGUAGUCGAGCUACUUCCCUAAGAGCUAAAACCAUCUGUGGUUGUGUUAUGUGUAUUUAAAAUAAACUUGUUUGUUAGUUUGUGAACUAUAUAUAUAGCUAGGACUCUUGAGCACAGUUAGGGCUGUUGAGUCUAGGCUGCUUGGUUUGCUGUAAGACUAUGUGAAAUAAUAGUGCUUGAAACACUCUUCAGUAAUAAAAUUACUCCUCUAAUAUCC